ACAGUCUGGAAUUAAGACAGCCUGACUUCUUCAGGAAAGUUUCGUAUGACUACCUGAGAGAGCCUCAGGUGAUGCGACCACCUGAUGGAUGGGCGUCCACCAUGUCCCUCCCCCUCCUCCCCCUCCUCGUCCUCCUGCCAGCGUUCGGCCGGUGUCAGCCCGGAGGUCAGUUUGAUGUGUGUCGGUCUCUGCGCGACUCAGAGGCGGGGCCAGGCUGGGAGUUCUACGCCUGUCAGCCUCCACCUGCCAACAUGAAGGAGGUGAUGCAGAUCAGAGUCGACCCCCCUGGGAUCACCUGUGGAAACCCACCUGAGAGAUUCUGCACACUGGAGAACCCGUACCUGUGCAGUGAUGAAUGUGAUGCGUCCAGCCCUGACCUAUCUCACCCCCCUCAGCUGAUGGGAGACAGGGAGAGGGGGGGCCUCAUCACCUAUUGGCAGACAGUCACAUGGUCCCGGUAUCCUGAGCCGCUAUUGGCCAACAUCACUCUGUCUUGGAACAAGAGUCUGGAGGUGGUCGAUGACAUCACUGUCACCUUCGAGUACGGCCGACCGACCAGCAUGGUGCUGGAGAAGUCCAUGGACAAAGGUGUGACAUGGCAGCCAUAUCAGUACUAUGCUGAUGACUGUCUGGAGGCAUUCGGCAUGUCGCCUAAAAGAGUCUCUGAUUUAGCACCGAGUAAUUUAACCCGGGUUAUUUGCACCGAGCAGUACUCCCGCUGGGUCGGAGCCAAGGAGGAGAAGAUCGUGGUGUUUGAGGUGCGUGCUCGGUUCGGGGUGUUUGCAGGUCCGAAGUUGAUCAACAUGGACGCUCUGUACACCCGGAUGGAGACCAUGAAGGGUCUGAGAGACUUUUUCACCUUCACGAACCUCCGUCUGAGACUCCUCCGUCCAGCACUGGGAGGGACUUAUGUCCAGAGAGACAACCUGCUGAAGUACUUCUACGCUAUCUCGAACAUUGACAUACCAGCCAGAUGUAAGUGUAGCCUGCAUGCAUCUGAGUGUGUGUUACGAGAUGCGACGCUGCAGUGUGACUGUGACCAUAAUACGACAGGACAGGACUGUCAGCGCUGUAGUCGAGGGUUCAAAUCCCGCAGCUGGAGACCUGGAUCAUACCUACCCCUUCCCAAAGGCACUGCCAACACCUGUACGUAUCUGUUUCCUGUGAACUGUGAGUGUAACGGUCACUCCAACCGCUGCAGUUACAUUGACUUCAUCAACGUGGUUACAUGUGUGAGCUGUAAACACAACACACGAGGACAGAACUGUCAGUACUGUCGCCUCGGUUACUAUAGAAACACCUCACUGUCACUCGACGACGAGAACAUCUGUGUGGAGUGUGAGUGUGAUGCAGACGGCAGUGUUUCUCCUCACUGCUCUGACUCUGGUCUCUGUCAGUGUAGAGAUGGAGCCACAGGGAGGCGCUGUGACUCCUGUUUGCCUGGAUACACCCGGAGAAGAGGCGGGGCCAGCUGCACAGUGAACGUUUGUGACGAGGAGCGUUUGGUUUGUCAGAACGGAGGAACCUGUGUCGACUUCCAACGCUGCGUCUGUCCGGACAGUUUCACAGGUUCAUUCUGUGAGCAGAGCAUCUGUCUUAAGAAGGGUGGUUGCCUCAACAACGCCGAAGGCUCCUCCUCCUCUCUGACCUUACACCUUUACCUGUUGACCCUAAGUCUGAUCACCUCCUGA
Messenger RNA from Xiphias gladius (swordfish), 1691 nucleotides. RefSeq names its product netrin-G2-like. The transcript has 11 exons. Lineage: Eukaryota; Metazoa; Chordata; Actinopteri; Istiophoriformes; Xiphiidae. The annotation marks the transcript as partial. The record is from RefSeq and is a predicted model, not a curated record.